Molecule: messenger RNA, 576 nt
Organism: Meyerozyma guilliermondii ATCC 6260
Lineage: Eukaryota; Fungi; Ascomycota; Pichiomycetes; Serinales; Debaryomycetaceae
Product: coatomer subunit zeta
Exons: 1
Coding region: 1-576 (191 amino acids)
Biological process (GO): retrograde vesicle-mediated transport, Golgi to endoplasmic reticulum; intra-Golgi vesicle-mediated transport; intracellular protein transport
Cellular component (GO): COPI vesicle coat
Source: RefSeq, a predicted model, not a curated record
AUGUCCCUGAAUAUCUCGCUUUAUACCAUCACGGCGUGUCUUCUUUUGGACAACGAGGGCCGUCGGCUCUUUGCCAAGUACUACCAGACGCAAAAUCCAAGCCAUGCUUAUAAAAAUGCUGCGCAGCAGAACCAAUUUGAACUGUCGGUAUUUUCCAAAAUCAACAAAAUGCAUCAAGAUAUUUUAUUAUAUGACAAUCAUCUUAUAGCUUAUAAGCAAACGAAUGACGUGUUGCUAGUUGUUGUUUCCAGCGUGGCGGAAAACGAAGCCAUGGUGUAUUCGUUGGCAAAUAACCUCCAUGAGGCGUUGACGAUUUUGUUGAAUUCGUCGUUGGACAAGGCCACCGUGGUGGAAAAGUACGAUAUGGUGAGUUUGUGUGUAGAUGAGGCCAUAGAUGACGGAAUCAUAUUGGAAAUGGACCCUGCGAUCAUUGUGAGCCGGGUCACCAACCCGCCUAGUGCCAGUGCGGUUGCGGGAGAAUUGCUGAGCAAGAUUGAGUUUUCGGAACGGGGACUUAUGAACGCAUUUGCGUUUGCAUCGAAGAAGCUUAGUGAGAGAAUACAGCAGGGAAUCUGA